GGGGUAUGUUUAGCUGAUUGCAUUACUGGAAUCGGAUUUAUCCUCUUCUCGUCCAACUGUUCUGGGUUAAUUGCUUAUUCCCUGCUCUAUUUUAGGAGCAUAUUCAUUAACUGUGCGGUUACCUUGGUAAAUUAUAAAUUGGAGCGGGUUCUGGAUCAUCGAUAAGAAACGGAAACAAACAAUUGCUGAAAUGUCUUCGGACGAAGACCGGGCCAAGGAAAUUUUAAAGGGUUUUAAGCUAAACUGGAUGAAUCUUCGGGAUGCGGAGACGGGUAAGGUCCUGUGGCAGGGAACAGAAGAUCUGUCUGUACCAGGAGUGGAACAUGAAGCUCGUGUCCCAAAGAAGAUCCUUAAAUGUAAAGCUGUGUCCAGAGAACUGAACUUUUCCUCCACUGAGCAGCUGGAGAAGUUCAGGUUGGAGCAGAAGGUGUUCUUCAAAGGACAGUGUCUAGAAGAAUGGUUUUUUGAGUUUGGUUUUGUAAUCCCAAACUCAACCAACACAUGGCAGUCCCUGAUAGAAGCAGCUCCAGAGUCCCAAAUGAUGCCAGCAAACGUUUUAACUGGUAACGUGAUCAUAGAGACCAAGUUCUAUGAUGAUGACCUCCAUGUAAGUACUUCCAAGGUACGACUAUUUUACAUCUGACCCCUGACUCAACCCUCCAAACUACUGACGUCCUGCUCGGUUGUAAAAUAAACCCUGGAACUUAGCUCCAGUCUGCAGCGUCCACGGUUCUUUACCGUCCUGGGAUCAACACAUUUGGGUCAGGCUGGUGCCACCUUGAGUGAAGUGAGCUCUGUCAUUCUCCUGUUUUCUGUUGGAGAACUUCUAAACCUCGGGACAAGAGGGACGACAAGGAAAACUAUCCCCCGUCUGGUUUAUCUUCCUCUGUAGGUCCAUGACCACCAAAACAAGAACAAGACUGGAAUAAAAUGAUUUGUUUUGAUCAAACUUUUGUUGUUGAAUCUGUCCAAGGUUGUAUUAACUCAGGAAGGGAACACCAGGGAAGUCAUUCCACACACUGUAUACAACACGUCAAGCUAAUGUUCAGUAAUUCUUUCUUUAUACAACUGCAGCAUAA
Nematolebias whitei (Rio pearlfish) is the source of this 1079-nucleotide messenger RNA. RefSeq names its product phosphodiesterase 6D, cGMP-specific, rod, delta (gene pde6d). The transcript is spliced from 5 exons. NCBI's taxonomy places the organism in Eukaryota, Metazoa, Chordata, Actinopteri, Cyprinodontiformes, Rivulidae. The record is from RefSeq and is a predicted model, not a curated record. Bases 191 to 643 code for a protein of 150 amino acids. Gene Ontology annotation, biological process: sensory perception of light stimulus. Gene Ontology annotation, cellular component: cytoplasm.